[Torrubiella] hemipterigena is the source of this 791-nucleotide messenger RNA. The record is from the annotation of a GenBank genome assembly. Lineage: Eukaryota; Fungi; Ascomycota; Sordariomycetes; Hypocreales; Clavicipitaceae.
ACCGCACAUCUAACGAUAUCGCCGCCACCAUAUCUCGAAAAUACAAUCUCUACAGCAAUUCAAUUUAUCUCUUGUCCUUAUUUAUCUGACCAAUCCAAGCCUCCUAUCAAAUCAUGAGUGCUGCAUCCGCCCCCGUCUGCCCAGUAGUUGGCACAACCACGACCCUUCUCCCCCCCAACCACCCCGAAUACAACACAGAGGACCCUGAAGCCAGCUGCCCCGUAACAAAGGCCAAGGUCAGCCACCAUGGCGCCAACGUAAUUGUGCGUCACCCCGAUGCCUCGUCUGUGUCAAAGUCCAGCGCCGAAGGCAUGGACGCUACCGCUUGUCCUGCCCUCAAGAAUGCCAACAAGGGCGACGGCCUGACAAACGCUACUUGUCCCGUUGUUGGUCCUGUCUCGGCUGUCCUCCCUCCUUCGCAUCCUGCUGUCGAUGCUGCUGAUGCCGCCAAGGUCUGCCCUGUCACAAACGCCACGCUGGAGCAUCACAAGAACAAGGUUCAUGUCCACCCCGCCGUUGCGUCUGAUGCUUCUGCCAAGAGCUGCCCUGUUGCGGGCAACAUCUCCAACUAAAGAGGUGGUGCAGUUCUUUUGAAAUCCUUAUUUUGUCACACGUUUAAGAUAGGUCUGUGCUUGCACUAGUAACGGAAUAUGGAAACCAGGGAACAACGUUACAUAGUAUAUGAAUUGUACGAGAUAAAGAGAAUCUACUUUGGAAAAUGUUGCCUAAAAGGGUCACUACUUUCGUGGCGCCUAACAUCAAAGUGUUUACUACAGACAAGAUGCGUCUAU